Schistosoma bovis is the source of this 2916-nucleotide messenger RNA. The record is from the annotation of a GenBank genome assembly. NCBI's taxonomy places the organism in Eukaryota, Metazoa, Platyhelminthes, Trematoda, Strigeidida, Schistosomatidae.
GUUUCCUUUCUUUUCGAAAAGAGUUAUGGAUUACAGCUCAUCAAUCAAGUUGUACAAUACUUCCCCGAUCACUGCAAUAUGCUUCGACCCCUCAAGAAGAGAAGUGAUAACUGGGUUUGAGGGUAUAAAUUUUAUUUAUUACCAGCUUUAGACGGCGGAAUUGUGUACUGGGAUGUUAUAAUCGGCCGGAAAGUUAAAAAUCUUAAUAUCCACACCUCGUGGGUCACAUCGAUUUACUAUUGGUAUGUAACGAACCACUGAUUAUGAAAAUAAAUGACAGGGAGUCAAUGAAAACUGUCAUAACCAUGAGUCAUGAAGGUAUCGUUGCGUUUUGGCAGGGACUGUUAUUAAUCGAUUGGUAUAAUAUAUACCGGCCAGUUUACACUUGUUUGGUCGUUGAUAACUUGAAAGAAUUUAUUUGCGGAACUGGUAACGGAUUAUUAAUAUUUACAAUCGAUAAACACCGUUCGACAGGAAAGUUUCUUAAUGUUCAUGAGAAGAGGCAUCUGAAAGGACAUGCGGAUGUGGUACGUUGUCUAGUCAGCUUUGAAAGCCGCAUCUUCUCAGGGGGAUUUGAUGGUCAAAUUAUUGUUUACGAUACAUGUGGUAAAUUAGAUCCGACAACUAGAAUUUUACUGAAGAUCCCCAGAGCACAUGAUGGAAUCAUAUCUUGUUUAGUUAAAGCUCACAAUGUAUAUGAUCAUCAAAAGUUAGUGAUCAGCGGGAGUUUUGACAGACAUGUAAAAAUCUGGAACGAUGAAGGACAAUUGAUGCAUGUAAUUGAAAACUUCAGUAAUGUUAUAAUCAGCAUAGCUCAUAUCCCCACUACUGAUACAUUUUGGGUCACGUCAGGAAGUUGUCAUGCUAGAAUAUUCGAUGUUCAAACAGGUGAAGACGUAACAGAAUAUGUUAAUACUUUUAUGAAUUGGGAAAAACGUCCUUAUCAGUUACGUUUGAUCACUUUUUGCCCAGACUUAAAUAUGAUAGUUGGUUCUACAAGUCGUCAGUAUUUAAUAGUCUGGAAGUACAACAGCGAGUCAAGUGCAUUAACACUUAAAACAGAAAGUGGAAUCCAGUGUUUGUGUGCAAGUUACAAACCACCCUUUUCAAUAUUUUCUUCUGGAUCCAAUAAUCAUCUUUCUAGAUGGGAACGUAAAGGUCAAACCCAUUUCUCAUAUGUUCGACAAGAAGAAAUGAUACACGAGUCAAUUGAUAAAAAAUUAUCUGAAUGGUUACAAGAGAAAUUACGUACACAAGCUGUACAGACAAAAGAAAUAGAAAAAUUAAAAGCAUCAUUACCCAAAACGUUAUUAUUACCCAAUAAUAGUAAUAUGUAUUCAGCUAAACGGUCAAUGACUCCCUAUACAUAUCUUCAAAGUAAAUUACCAAUUGGAAUAAAAUCUAGACAAAAUACAGUGGCCAUGAUCAACUGUCAAAACUCAACUGCUUAUAAUACAAAAGAAAUAGUACUUAACAAGAAACGGUCAAAAAAUUUCCUUAGGAUGAUUUAUAUAGACGAACUGGAUUUUGUAGUUGCAGCCUGUGAAGAUGGAGUGGUUUAUGUCCUUGGUUACGAUUUGCAAGCAACUAAAAAAUUCUUAACUGAUGCAUUAUGUAACGAUGGAAAUGAACCAAGAAGUAAUUUUAAAACACCCAAUGAGAUGAAGUCACAAAGUAAUGUUACAAAAGAUUUCAGGGAAAUAAUUUUAAAUUCACCAAAACUGUUGAAGAUAUUCAAUAAAUUAAGAGGAACUGAUCAAGAAGUGGAAAAUACAGACGCGAAUAAUUGCACAAGUGAAGAUUUGAGCCCGGAAAUGAAUAUGCAGUCAAAUCCUUUGAUAACAAUGGCUGAAGAUAAACAGACUUUAGAAUCUGUUAGUCGACAUUUAUUCGGAAUGAAAUGUCGUUAUGUAUUGGUUGAACAUAAAGAUUCAGUAACGUGCCUUUUAUAUAUAGAUUACAAAAUGCAUCCUAUUCACCAAUGGAUUCUGCUUACUUCUGGAUGGGAUCGUUGCAUAUGUAUAUGGAAUUUAAAAUCUGGCAAAUUAAUUGGUAAAUUCCUCGAAACACAAUCCUUGGACCAAAACCCUAGCCAGAAAGCCUCCAAAGGCGCAAUAUUAGACAUGGCAUAUAAUUCUGAAUUAGAUAUUUUUGCAUAUGCAUGCUCUGAUUGCCUCAUCUAUGUUCGCAAAUUUUCUUUAAAUGGGAAUGAAAUGCACUUGCAAACAAAAUUAAUUGGACAUAAUGGACCAGUAAAUUGUAUUGUAUUUAAUCCAUCAAAUGUAGAAAAUGGUAAUCAAGGUGAAUGGAUAACUGGUUCCGAUGACUGUACUAUUCGUAUAUGGAAAACGGUGAAUGAAGGAGAAAUAUGCCGAUUAACUCUGAAUGCAAAUGGUCCAAUAACGUGUCUUCGUUUAGAUUUUAAACGCAAUAUUUUACUUGCAGGAGUUGAUAAAGAAAUUAAAAUUUAUGAUCUGCUAACUGGACAUGUUUAUCGAAAUUACAAAGGUCAUCGUGAUAUAAUCAGGUCUAUAAUUAUAUUACCGGAAGAAGAUGAGUACGUAUCCGCAAGCGCUGAUGGUCAAAUCCGUAUAUGGAGUGCUUGGAAGGGUAACCGAAAUCAACCAACAAUUGUUUCGACAGAUCAAGAAUCAGCACUUGCUGCGGCCCAAUUGGCAGCUGUUAAAUUAUCCCUAAAUCCAGCAGCAUCACUCGGGGCAGCCGCAAGAGCAUUCAGUAAAGCAGGACGAUUCAGAUGCAUUGUUGAAUGCCUAAUGAGACAUCAACGUGUGGAAUAAAUAAUACGAGCAUUUCGUACGGUAAUCAGAACAUCCAAGACACUUUUCAAUAUUUUGUAUUGCUUUACUCUUUAAAACAGUAAUUUUUUUUAUACAGAGAAUAUGAUUUUGUAAACAG